Molecule: messenger RNA, 2154 nt
Organism: Paramecium sonneborni
Lineage: Eukaryota; Ciliophora; Oligohymenophorea; Peniculida; Parameciidae
Source: the annotation of a GenBank genome assembly
UUUAUUAAAUGGGAACAUCUGCUCCAUCAUAUAUGAAUUCGACCUCUUUUUUCAAGACUUUUAAGAGUUAGUUUCGACCAAUAGAGAUAAAGGGCGAGAAUAAUGAUGGAUAAGUUUAUGUUUGCGAUGCGAAUUAAGAAAUGAUUAUUGAAUAUCCAAAUCGAAUCCUUGAUUAAGAAUCAGAUGAGUUAUGGCAUUAAACUUAAUCCAUGAUUUAACAUAUUUAAGCCCCCUAUAUUAUCAAUUAUUAUGGGAGUGCUGAAAGGUAAUCGUAAGAAAUGUGUUCAUCUUACUCAACUAUUUUCAGUUAUUAUGAGUAUGUUCCUCAUACUUUAGAUAAGUAAUUCAUUAUGUUUAAAAUAGAGAAAUCUAUGAGAGAAAAGAAAAUCGAGAAUCAUUCUCAGAAAAAGAAAUUUGGUAUUUGUUAUGGUGUUUGGUGUAGGCACUUUAUGAACUAAAACAAAAAGGUUAUAAUCAUAAAGAUUUAAGACCAUCAACAGUUGCUCUUAAACGACAUGGUACUAUUAAACUUAGUCCUAUUGGAGUUUUGUAAAAUUAAAAAAACUCAGUUGCUAGGUUCGUUGUAGAAAAUUAAUAAACUUACUUACCUCCUACAUUGAAAAAAUCACUCAUUAAUUAAUCAUAACCAUAAAUAAAUUGGAAUAAAAUUGAUUCAUUUGCUUUAGGACACAUAAUACUUGAUCUCAUGAUACUUGAUCUACCCGUUUUAAUAGAUAAUUAAUAAAUUGCAUAAUAAUAGAUGUUAUGUUACAAUCGUUUUUCAUAACACUUAAUUAGAAUAAUGGAGCAUCUUAUGUUAGAAACUGAUAAUUAACUUUUAAUCGAAGAUGUUUAUUUUUUAUUGAAACCAUAUUCAGAAAAAAUUAAUAAGUUGUAAGACUUUUAAUUAAAUUUUGAAGAUGUAAAAUAAUUAGCAAUUCCCUUAAAUAACAUUUCCAAACUCAAAUUAAAAUAAAUUAUUGAACAUUCAUACAAACAUUCAGAAAUUUUGUAUGAAUCCCAAUAAGUUGACAAUACUCAUUAUUAACCAUAAAUAAAAGUUAAUCACUAAUAAACAUAACAAUAAUAAUAACAACUGAUACCAUAAUAAUAUCAAUAAACUAAUAUUCUUCAACAUACUGCAGCAUAAAAUUAAUAGCCAGCAAUACAUUAAUAAAUUAUUUAAUAACCAGUUUAAUAACAAUAAUAAAUCCUGCCUUUUUAAUAACAACAAAAUAUUCUACAAUAAUAAUAAAUUACUCCUUAAUAAAAUGUAAUAAUUCAAAUACCCUCUCAAUAACAAUAGCCAAUGGUAUAAAGUCCAGAUUUAAGAAAAUCUGUUUCUCCUUAGCCUUAAUAAUUUGUGAAUUAAUAGCCACAACUACUAUAAAGGUUGUUAAUGUAAUCUUAAUAAAUUCCAUUACAACCUUAAAUUACACCAUAAAUCCCUCCACAAUAAUUAUAAUCACAGCCUGUAUCUACACCUAUAUCGCCAAUUAAUCCAAUCAAAACAACAUAAUAAUAUUACUAACCUUAAAUUGCUCCACCUCCUCCUAUUUAGCCAUAAUAAAAUAAUUAUACAGUUCCAUUACCUUUGUAAAAAACUCCACCUCUACAAUAAGUUCCACCACCUUUAUAAUAAGUGCCCCCACCUUUACAAUAAGUCCCACCACCUUUGUAAUAAGUUCCACCACCUUUGUAAUAAAUUCCACUGCCUUUGUAAUAAGCUCCAAUCCAAUAACCUGUAAUUUAAUAAUCUGCACCUGUGCAAAUGCCAAUUAUUUAUUUGAAUAGACCACCUUCUACAAAUAAUUAUAAUUAAACACCUCCAGGCUAAAAAAUUCCUGUAUAAUUAGCAUAAACAGUUUAUCCAAUUGUAUUUGUGUUUUUAUUCUAAAUUUUAGAAUGGCUAAUUUGAUAGAGAGAUUACAGUUUUAGAGUAUAAACCUCAAGGAAAUCAACCAUUGAAAGCUUCUAAUUAAGUUCUGAAGCCAUAAUAAAAAUAUUCCUCACCAUAAACAAGAUAAGUAAAAUGAAUGAUUUUUAUCUUAGUCUAAUAAUUUUGAUAGAAUUCGUAAUGUAAUUUAAGAUUCAGAUGAACUGUUGUAAUAAUAACAUAAGUGAAUAAACUUAACAUUAUAUUUAUUAAGUAGA